AUGGGUACUAAAAAUUCAAAGAUUGCCGAUGGAGCUGCACAAGUGGAACAGACAAUGGCUCGUACCAUGUCUGAGAACAAAGUCAUUUACAAAAUGGUUGACAUGCACGGAGGAGGUAUUCUUAUAAAGCUGGCAAGAAAGUGCAAAGAGCUCAAUUCAUUUGUUCUCCUUGAUGCGUAUCUUGACCAGGAAGUUCGGAAGUACAUGUAUAAUGGCGGAAAAGGAAAAUUAAUGCCAGUGGCGGAGCUUGUCAAGGCUAGAAAUAAGGAAAGAAAUGCAAAGCUUGGAGCAUUCUCUCGGAAGAAAGGAAAAGGUAAAAGUGGACCAAAUAUUUUGGAUGAAUUCGAUCAGGGACAAGCUGAAAUGGCUGGAGAUCUUAAAAAAGCUUUGAAACUUCUUGACGGUGGCGGAAAAGGUGGAAAAUCAGAGUCAAAAUAUCGAGAAAUGGUAUGGAGCGUUGAUGAAAGAGGUUCAAUGGGAGAAAACCUAUUGGCUAUAUGUCUCCUUCAGGGAAGUGCUCUUCACAAUUUGAUUGCACGGCGAUUGAUCAAUUUUUUUCCCAAACUGAUCAAUGACAUUUGUGUUUCUGAAGAAUACUACGGUUUGUCCCCAUUACACUUGGCAAUUGUAAACCAGGAUGCACAAUUCACUUCAUUACUUCUCCGUCUUGGCGCUGAUUUGAAUCAGAGAUGUUAUGGAGCAUUCUUUUGUGCAGAUGAUCAAAAAGCCAGUCGAACUGAUAGUUUGGAGCACGAAUUUGUAGAGCUCACAAAGAAUACAAAUUAUACUGGAUCAAUGUAUUUUGGAGAAUAUCCACUAUCAUUUGCUAUUUGCAUGGGACAACAUGAUCUUUUCCGAAUGCUUCUUGCCAAAAAAGCAAAUUUAAGUGCUCAGGACACCAACGGGAAUACUGCACUGCAUUUAUGUGUGAUUCAUGAUAAAAUGGAUAUGUUAGAUGCCGUUUUGGAAGCUGGUGGAAAUAUAAGAUUAGCCAACAAACAAAAUUUGACCGCGCUCACUUUGGCCGCAAGAUUGGCCAAGAAAACUAUGUUCAACAAAAUCUUGCAACUAGAAUGUGAAAAAGUGUGGACUUAUGGUUCAUCACAAUGUGUAGCUUAUCCUCUUACAAAAAUUGAUACAAUUGAUGAAACAACUGGAGAAAUGAAUGAUACUAGUGCAUUGUCUUUAGUAGUAUAUGGAGAAUCAAUUCAACAUCUAGAGCUUAUGGAUGGAUUAAUUGAACAAAUUUUGGAUGAAAAGUGGAAAGCAUAUGGAAGAGCUCUUUGGCUCAGAUCUCUUCUCGGAUUCAUUUUCUUUUAUUGUUGUUUUGUAUGUGCCUACAUGCUUCGUCCAUCUUCAGCAACUACUGAACACCUAACUCGUGGACGUAUCAAUGAUGAUGGAGAAACUGAAUCUACAAACUCAACAAACUACCUACAAUGGCAUGCAAUUGAUACACAAUGUCAUUUAAUGUAUUAUUCUGCAUGGCCAUGGUAUCAUGGAUGGUUUCGUCUUGGUUGUGAGAUUAUGACAAUUAUUGUUAUGCUAUUCCAAAUAUUACUUGACUUUGGUGAUAUUAGACGAAUUGGAUUUCAAAAAUGGUUCAACUUUCUGAAAGCAUUCCCUGCAAAGCUUAUGUUUAAAGGAGCAUUUCUUUUUAUUAUCAUUUCAAUUCCUUGUAGACUUGCUUGUUCUUUUCAUGAGUUUUUCCUAACAAUUGACAAUACCAUGGCAAUUAUCAGUAUACUUCUUGUCACUCAACACUUUUUAUAUUACAUGAGAGCAAUUCCAUUUGUUGGACCUUUCGUUUUAAUGGUUUAUACAAUAAUAGCAACAGAUCUUGUCAGAUUUGCAAUGAUUUAUUCUAUAUUUCUAGUUGGUUUCUCUCAAUCUUUUUACUUGAUUUUUACUUCUUGUGAACGUGACUCUACUGCAAUCAAGAAAAUUGAUCCUAUGGGUUCGGAGUUCAAUAAUAUUAUGGAAAACCCUGUUGAUGCUCUUCUUCGUACAUUUAUCAUGACAAUUGGAGAGUUUUCUGUUCUUUAUCGUGAAAUGUCAGCUUGUGAUAAUUUCUGGAUGAAAUGGAUCGGGAAACUUAUAUUCGUAAUCUUUGAGACAUUUGUAUCAAUUCUCCAAUUCAAUUUGCUUAUUGCCAUGAUGACUAGAACUUAUGAAACAAUAUUUUUGACACGAAAGGAGUGGAAAAGGCAAUGGGCUCAAGUCAUUCUAAUGUUGGAAAUGGGAUUAUCACCUGCAAGUCGGAAGAUGCAUUUACUUAGAUAUACAAGACCAACUGGUAUCAAUAAAAGAGUUAGAAGUUAUGUUGUGGUAUCUAAAGGAGAAGGUGAAAGAACUGAAAAGAACGAAUUAGCUGCGAGAGAAGCAAAAGAAGAACAGAAAAGAGAAGAGAGAAGACAGUUGUUAAAGAAGAAACAAAGAGAACACGAAGUGAAGGCAAAGGCACUGGCAAUGAUGAGUGCCAAACUCCACAUUGAGGUCAAAAAACGAAGAAUUCUCAGGCAGCAAACUGUUGAUGCAAACUCGAAGAUGUGAAAUUCAUAUUCUAAUAUUAAUUUUUUAUUUAAAAAUUAAAACAACAUUUAUAAUAGUUAUAAAUUUUUCUUGAUGAAUAUAUCUGCAUCACUAAUACCCAUCUCGUAAUAUUGUUUCAAAAUAAACCUAUUUGGUG
This is a messenger RNA of Caenorhabditis elegans, 2689 nucleotides long. It is a transcript of the gene ocr-1, whose product is annotated as Ion transport domain-containing protein. Gene Ontology annotation, biological process: monoatomic ion transport; transmembrane transport. The transcript is spliced from 14 exons. The coding region runs from base 1 to 2553 and encodes 850 amino acids. Gene Ontology annotation, molecular function: monoatomic ion channel activity. Gene Ontology annotation, cellular component: plasma membrane; membrane. Lineage: Eukaryota; Metazoa; Nematoda; Chromadorea; Rhabditida; Rhabditidae. The record is from RefSeq and is marked reviewed.